ACAAGGCCUAGAAAUAAAUGUCACUAGUAAUUCAAAACGAAUCGUUUCCUUCUCCUAUUCGUGUCUUCUUCUUCGUCUCUUUAGACACUUAGAGCCAGCCGCCGCCAAAGAACCACCGGUGCCGCCACACGAUAGGAUAGGAACUCGCCGAGGAAUUACAGAACAUUUCUGAAACUGAACAUAAAACUUUUAAUACUAAAAGCAACUGCUUCAUAUUGUGGAUCGUGAGAACCAAAAAUUAAUGGCAGGCGGCAAGAUCAAGAAAGAGAAGGUGAAGCAGUCACGGGCACCAUCAAACCACUACCAAGGAGGCAUAUCCUUCCACAAAUCAAAGGGACAACACAUCCUCAAAAACCCCUUACUAGUUGACACCAUAGUCGAAAAGUCAGGGAUUAAGAGCACUGAUGUUAUUCUUGAGAUUGGUCCUGGUACCGGAAAUCUCACUAAGAAGCUUCUAGAAGCUGGAAAGAUGGUUAUUGCUGUUGAACUCGAUCCCCGUAUGGUUCUUGAGCUCCAGCGCCGCUUUCAGGGAACCCCUAUGUCCAAUCGAUUAAAGGUUAUUCAGGGUGAUGUUCUCAAGACUGAUCUUCCCUAUUUCGAUAUAUGUGUAGCCAACAUCCCUUAUCAAAUAUCUUCCCCCCUCACAUUCAAAUUACUGAAUCACCAACCUUCUUUCCGAUGUGCUAUCAUAAUGUUUCAGAGGGAAUUUGCAAUGAGACUUGUAGCCCAACCAGGUGAUACUCUCUAUUGUCGUUUGUCUGUGAACACUCAACUCUAUGCCAGAGUUUCCCACCUCCUUAAAGUUGGAAAGAACAAUUUCAGGCCUCCGCCUAAGGUGGAUUCUUCUGUGGUACGAAUUGAGCCCAGGAAACCCCGUCCGCAAGUUAAUGCUAAGGAAUGGGAUGGAUUUAUAAGAAUAUGUUUCAUUCGAAAGAACAAGACUCUUGGCUCUAUUUUUAGGAUUAAAAAUGUAUUGUCUUUGCUUGAAAAGAACUACAAGACUCUGCAGGCGUUGCAUUCUUCUCAAAAUGCUUCUUACGAAGCUGCUGAUAUGGAUAUUUCGGGAUUGGGAGAUUGUAAGGAGGAUCAGAGUAUGGAAUUGGAUGAUGGAAGCGGUGAUGAAAUGGAGGUUGAGGAUGGUGAUGCGGAUUCUGGGAUGUCUGAGUUUAAAGAGAAAGUUCUAGCAGUGUUAAAAGAGAGGAAUUUUUAUGAAAGGAGAUCAUCUAAAUUCACACAAGAGGAGUUCUUAUAUUUACUCUCCCGAUUCAAUAUGGCUGGCAUUCACUUCUCUUAAUCACUGGAGGUUUAGUGUUCUUUUCUUUUUUGUUAAUCUGUUGAAGUUUUGCCCAAAUUUUGUUUCGCAUAUUGGUCAACCUAAAGUCUUAUUUAUAGUAUCCUAUAAUGUGGUUGUGCCUGAAAGUUUUCCUGGAUGCAAUAGCUCCUGAAAUUACCUGUUAUUUUA
Molecule: messenger RNA, 1462 nt
Organism: Ricinus communis (castor bean)
Lineage: Eukaryota; Viridiplantae; Streptophyta; Magnoliopsida; Malpighiales; Euphorbiaceae
Product: ribosomal RNA small subunit methyltransferase
Exons: 3
Coding region: 242-1294 (350 amino acids)
Biological process (GO): rRNA methylation
Cellular component (GO): mitochondrial matrix
Molecular function (GO): rRNA (adenine-N6,N6-)-dimethyltransferase activity
Source: RefSeq, a predicted model, not a curated record